Molecule: messenger RNA, 1646 nt
Organism: Vitis vinifera (wine grape)
Lineage: Eukaryota; Viridiplantae; Streptophyta; Magnoliopsida; Vitales; Vitaceae
Product: persulfide dioxygenase ETHE1 homolog, mitochondrial
Exons: 9
Coding region: 147-1013 (288 amino acids)
Biological process (GO): glutathione metabolic process; hydrogen sulfide metabolic process
Molecular function (GO): sulfur dioxygenase activity
Source: RefSeq, a predicted model, not a curated record
CGUGCCGUAACCUUAACUCAGCAUUUGGUGUUAAUUUGUCACUAACCUCUUGCUCAGGAUAGAGCAGUAGUUUCGUGUUUCCACCGGAGUUCCAUUUUCUAGGCGGCCAAACAGAGGCCCCAUUGGAGAUCAAGGACAAAGCGAAAAUGCUUCGACUCUCUCUAGCUCCACUCCGUGUAGGCUCAUUCUCGGCAAUGCCAGCGAUGGCCAAGGCCCGUGGCUUCAGGUCACAUCGGAUGGUGAAGUGUUAUUCGACGUCGUUUGGACAGUCAUCGAAAAAGCUUUUGUUUCGCCAGCUGUUUGAGCAGGAGUCUUCUACUUACACCUACCUGCUCGCUGACGUCUCUCACCCUGAUAAACCCGCACUGUUGAUUGACCCAGUCGACAAGAAAGUGGAGAGGGACCUUUCCCUUGUGAAAGAACUAGGAUUGAAGCUCAUUUAUGCAAUGAAUACUCAUGUACAUGCUGAUCAUGUUACCGGAACUGGGCUGAUAAAGACUAAAGUUCCUGGUGUAAAAUCUAUAAUUUCUAAAAUGAGCAAAUCAAAAGCUGAUCUUCUGGUUGAAAAUGGUGAUAAAAUCUAUUUUGGAGAUCUGUAUCUGGAGGUUCGUGCUACUCCUGGUCAUACAAUAGGUUGUGUCACCUAUGUUACAGGAGAUGCCCCUGAUCAACCUGAACCAAGGAUGGCUUUCACUGGGGAUGCCUUGCUGAUUCGUGGAUGUGGAAGAACGGAUUUUCAGGGUGGAUGUUCACAUCAACUCUACAAUUCGGUGCAUUCACAGAUUUUCACAUUGCCCAAAGACACAUUGAUCUACCCUGCUCAUGAUUACAAGGGAUUCACUGUAAGUACUGUGGGGGAGGAAAUGCUCUAUAAUCCUCGGUUAACAAAAGAUGAGGAAACAUUUAAGGAUAUCAUGGAAAAUUUGAAUCUAUCUUAUCCAAAAAUGAUUGACUUAGCUGUCCCUGCAAAUAUGGUUUGUGGGUUGCAAGAUCUCUCUGCAAAGGGUGCUUAAGCUCUUUUUGACUAGAUGCAUGGUCAGGUAUGGUUUUGAACUGCAUUAUUAAAAGAAUUCAGGCAUGGCUGUGAAGAUGAUAGGCAAGUGGAAUAUUCACUGUGAGUUUUCAGAGGAUGGAUUACAAUAACAUUUUUCAAUCAAAAAAUGAAAGGAAAAAAAAAAUGUAUUGUAUGCUGAAGAGAUACUCAAAUAACUUGCAUAAUCAUUUUUCCAUGCUCUUUUCAGAAAAUUUCAUAAAUAUUGGCAGAUUUUGGAGCUCUGAUCUUGUAGAAUAAUACUUCCUGGUCAUUUGAAAAAGCAAGCUAUUGGAGGCUUUCCAGACUGAAAGAUUAGUUAGAGCAUGUGAUUUUACUAUGAAUUUCCAGAUUGAUCGUUUGGGAGCACAUUUUAAGAAGAAAAUGAAAACUCUGAAGUCCUGAUCAAUUGAUUAUAUGCUGGCCUGCUUUAUUUCGAAGAGGUGAUAAACCUAGGUUGAUCUGUGAGAGCCUUCUUUAUUUCUUUUUUCUUUUUGUAGAAUCAUACUCAUGAACGGCUGAAGGGGAAAGCAAUUAGCAUCUUUUGACUUUGAACCAACACUGUAAAGGAUGCCAACUUUAUCUGUUUAACAAUGAGAUUUACUGAAUUUGGUAA